AUGGAUUACGUUCGUCCUCGAUCCGGCUUUCAGCCCUGUGACACCUUCUUCAUUGAAGAUGACUAUCGGGUGCGGGCCGAGAAGCAGGCCAAACAGGAGCACGACAAGCUCGUUGCUCGUGAGCGGCAAUAUGCCAUCGCGGACCAGCUGUCCAGGAUCACCAGCGAGGAGCUCCGAGACGACGUCCUGAGCCACAUGAUGGAGAUGGAUGGUCAAACACUCCCUGAUGUGGAAUCGAUUGAUAUUCAGACCGAAAUUCAGUGGUUUAUGCGUCCUUACCUCCUUGACUUCCUGAUCGAGGCCCACACCGCCUUCCAGCUGCUCCCGUCUACGCUGUUCCUGGCCAUCAACCUGUUGGACCGAUACUGCUCCAAGCGGGUUGUGUACAAACGUCACUACCAGCUGGUGGGCUGUGCGGCUCUCCUCAUCGCCGCGAAGUACAAUGACAAGAAGGAUCGUGUACCCACUGUCAAGGAACUGAAGUCAAUGUGCUGCUCUCUGUACGAUGACGACAUGUUUAUCCAGAUGGAGUGGCACGUUCUGCAGACUCUCGGAUGGACCAUCGGCCACCCCACUGUCGACAGUUUCCUGCAGAUUGCCGUCCUGGAUGAGCCCUACGACCGUGAGGUGGAGCACAUGGCUCUCUACAUCCUGGAGAUCGCCCUGUUCCACCGAGACUUUGUCUCGAAGCAGUCGUCAGAGCUCGCUCGGGCCGCUCUGGCACUUGCUCGCUGCAUCCUCAACCGCCCCCAGCCCCGGCACAACGACUGGGCUGCCCAGUAUGGCUCAUCGACUCUUGUUGGUCUCUCCCAACAGCUUCACCAGCCGUCCACUGUGGUUGCCCGGAAGUAUGCUUCGGCGCACUACUCACGGGUUUCGAAGAUCUUGGAGCACUUCCUCAACCGCCAGGCUUCCAUGGCCAGCUAUGCUCGUUGCACCCCUCCGGUCGAGACUCCUGUGGAGUCCAAGCCUUACAAUGGGGAGCUAGGCCUCGCUACUCCUCAGAAGUCUCAGCAGUUGACUGCCAUUCCUCACGGGUAUAUGACACCGCCCAUUACUCCCGAGAGUGGUGCCUUCGCUGCUCAGGCGCAAAUGGCUGCCAACCAGGAUCUUGGCCGAGUGGUCUCCUCCACUGUCACUGGCUGCUCACCGUCGCCCGCGCCCGAGGCUGAGAUGCAAUAUAUGAGCACUGAUGCUUACCAGCAUCAAGAGGCCAUGUACAUGUCUCAACAGCAAUUGCACCAGUUCCCGGCCCAAUCUCAGAUGGUUCUGGAUCCGACCUAUGCUGGCGGGAUGUAG
This is a messenger RNA of Penicillium macrosclerotiorum, 1299 nucleotides long. RefSeq lists its product as uncharacterized. Gene Ontology annotation, cellular component: cytoplasm; cyclin-dependent protein kinase holoenzyme complex; nucleus. Gene Ontology annotation, molecular function: cyclin-dependent protein serine/threonine kinase regulator activity. Bases 1 to 1299 code for a protein of 432 amino acids. Lineage: Eukaryota; Fungi; Ascomycota; Eurotiomycetes; Eurotiales; Aspergillaceae. The record is from RefSeq and is a predicted model, not a curated record. Gene Ontology annotation, biological process: regulation of cyclin-dependent protein serine/threonine kinase activity; mitotic cell cycle phase transition. The transcript is spliced from 2 exons.